GUGCAGCUGCGAACCAGCAAUUCUGAAAGCUGGUGGUGUCCAGCUCUGAUCACUAUGUACACAGAGAGGGCACUGACCACUUGGUUCAUCUCUGAACGCAACAGCAGAGCAUAGAUCAGAUGUCAGGGAGUGGGAGUGAGGAGGGGAGCUGUAUUAGUAAAGACAAGGCAAGGAGUCAUGUGAAUGGAGACAGCAGAAGGAGAAGACAUAGUACAGAGUGUGUAAACAGCAUGCAGCUAACCAAGUUGUGCUCUCUCAGAGAAAACCAGCAGCAGGAUGGCUGAAACCGAGCGUCCAGGAAGUGCCAUGAGUCAGGCAUCUAGCACUGGCACAAUCUCCUCAGUGACUUUGGGGUCAAAGACCAUAGACUCAAAAGUCCAUAACUUUGGCAAGAGGAAGUUUUCAGUAAGGAGAGAUCCAAACUGCCCUGUUGUAAUUCGUGGCUGGCUGUUCAAGCAGGACAGUGCAAAACUUAAGCUCUGGAAGAGAAGAUGGUUUGUCCUCUCAGAUUAUUGCCUUUUUUACUACAGAGAUAGCCGUGAGGAAACUAUUUUAGGAAGCAUUCCUUUACCAAGCUACAAUAUUCAAUUGUGUGACUCAAACGAAUGCAAAAAUAAGAAAUUUGCCUUCAAGGCACAACAUGCUGGUAUGAGAACAUACUUUUUCAGUGCUGAGACUCAAGAAGACAUGGCUGGGUGGGUGAGAGCGCUGAAAUUGUCAGCCAACCUAGAUAAGGAGCAAACAAGCCUUACCAAAGAUUACCCCAGCUACCAAGAUUUUACUCAGCUUGAAGAAAGUUGUCUGUCUCUGGACUUUGCCAUCCCUAAUACUUUAAGGGAUAAUUCAGCUCCUCUAAGUGGUACAGAGCUGGGAAAUCAGACAGAUACUCUGAAAGAUUCAGUCAUCAUGAACCCUUCCAAGGAGCAAAUGAACAAAGAAGAGAGCAAAAGUGGUAAAGAAAAACAAACAAGCCAAACUCAACUUGGAAAUGAUCAUGCCACAUUACAAGUCUCUGGGCACCUAAACAAUGGGGCAGGUAUCUGCAAAGAAUAUGAACAACCAUCUUCACUGUUGUCACCUUCACACCAGUGGGACAACAAUUCUAUAGAAGAAACUCCACCCUUGCAAGUGCAAAAUCUUGGCUUACGUCCAUCAACUCACUUAGGCUCAAGACCUCAUACCCCAGUUGGAAGAGUGGAUGUGAAACCACAAGGUGACUCUGGCCAGACUUUGAGCCAACCAUAUACUUUUGUAUCCCUCUCCCCAUUCCCUGCCAAUAUGUUGUCAAACCAGCCUCAGGACCAAAGACAUUUUUCACACAAGCCUCCUCCUUGUUUCAUGAAUCCUCAGCACAUGUCCAUACCCCAACAUUUUAUCGGAAAGGCAGUGUCUUCAUCGACUGGUUGCAAUUCUUUGCCUCCACUGCCCCCAACUCGGGCAUCUCCUGGUCAGAUAUCAAGGCUUUCAUUGACCUGUAAUUCCUCAAAACUGCUGGCAUCAAAUUCUCAGUUUUGCCAUAAGAAAGUGCAACAUCAAAUCAGAGCCUCUGAAUGUGAUGCUAAUCUUUUGCUAACUCAGCUGUGUGGUCAAGACAGAAUUAUGCAAAGCCUAUCAUUUGAGAGGACUAAGCUAUGUACAGACAAGGAAAGUCUGGAGUGUGCUCUUAAAAUAAUUCACCUUCAGAUUCAAGAGCAACAAAACCAAGAAGUGGAUGCUAGUCGAGCUACGAGCAUUGAGGGAUUAAUGUUUCAACAAGCUAUGCUGCAGGAAGAACUUGUUCAAACUCAUGCCAAAAUCUGUGAUGUGACCAUGGAAAUGGACAGGGCCUGGGAAGAGUAUAAGCAUCUUGAGAGUGAGCUGUAUGUUCUGAAAUCACAUUUAGAACACAUCUGCAUGUUUGGAAGACCUCAGGAGAAAGCUGAUGCACACCGGCAACUCUGGAUAAUAGAAGAUGUCCUGAUUGAGCUCUGUACCAAUAAGAGUAACUUUCACUUUGCUGUGGAUUCUCACACUCAAACACUUCCAUCCUCCAUUUUGCUUCAUGAGCUCAUCCAUCAUCCUGGUGAACCCAGCAGGCCUCCAAAGAAGGCUACUCUGGAAUCCCAAAGCUCACAUGCCCACAAGCCUGCCCUGCUCCAAUCAAGAUGUCCUUCUAUCUAUGAUCAGAGACCUGGUCAACCGGAUCUCAUGUACUUGGUAGACCCAGUGCUUCCAGUCUCACCAGCUUCUAUAUGCAGCUCUAAUUGGACUCACAAUGUACCCGUUAACAAGGAUAUCAAUCAACAAAAGGUCUGCAUGAGUGUAGAAGAGCAGCUGGAAAGAAUGAAUAGCAAUCAGGAGAGGUCAACAAAUAGCUCUCUUCAUCCUCAACUGGUUCAGAGGUCAUUCCAGCACAAAAAACAGAAAGAAGAACGACUGGCAAAUCCUGACAGUUGUCAGCAUAGCCGAAUCAAGACUGGCUUCCUACCCAUGGUUCUGACUGCCCAUCAUGUUUCUCUGGAAGAACCAUGCAGCCUGCCAGAGGAAAUUGCAGCUCCACAUCCAGACACCAUCUCUACUUCAGAUUCUGCUCAUGUGUGCAAUAAGAGUCAGAAGGUGGUUACAGAGAAUAUGGCAAAUAUAGUGACUGAUGGUCUUACUGUGCUGCUUCCUGAGCAGAGUCCCAUCUCUAUUCCCACUGGCACAGGAACCAAAUGCUCUGUGUCUUAUGAUGUAAAUAAAAGCAAACAACACACACUAUCAGGAGAUAAAGUGGACAAUGGACAAAUCUACGAGGAUAAGGGACCAAUGCUGUCCCUUAGUUACAGGCAGAAGAUCAGUUUGCCUAAGACUGUUAUCCAGCCCCCUUUCGUGAACAAGGUGUCAGAUCACAAGAUGACAGUUGAUAAUCUUGAUGCCAAACAGAGAAGAAUGGAGAGGAUUUCAAAUUUUCAUUCAAAGAGAAACUGAAGCAUUUAUAUAUUUCUGGCAAAAGAAGAAUAAAUCAGAACAAAGAAGAAUUGUCUGAGACACGGGACUGUUGCCUGUUUCUUUUAUACUUUUGACAAUAUCGCUGUGGCUACACCCUGUAGCAACAGUGAAUUGUACUUGGCCCAGGUUCCCCUAGGCCUGAGGUUGGUAACAACUGGGGGCUUGCCCGGGAUCAGCACCCUGUCGUGGAGACAGUCAUCACUACGCCUGGGAAUUCCUGUUGUGAAGUUUCAGGGAGGACUCCUGUAGUUGUGUCAUCCAGAGAGCCCAGCCUCAGGUACAGAAGGAAGAUAGCAACAUCCGGACCACGCAAGAUGCUGAUCUGGGAUAUCCACAGGAAAUUAAUAUUACUGGAUUACAAUCAUCUCAGCAUUCUGGCAGCAAUCAUAGAAGAUGAAGAAGGGAACGAAACUGUAGAACUCUCACAACUAGGUGAACAAGAACUUUCUUAUUUCCUUUUUGAUCUUGUUAAGGGUGAUAACUUGAGAAAUUUGGAGGACGAAGGCAUGUCACACCUACUUCACUUCCAGAAUAUGAUUUCACAACUCCUAACCGGAAAGGAUUUCACCCCUGCUAGGAGUAAGGAUUGUACAGGUGUCAUCACCACAGGACUGGAUCAGGAUACUCAUUUGAGCCAAGCUAAACAUCUUGGCACAACGUUUGAAAAUAGGAGGAACUCUGGGGACUCAGGCAAAGGACACCUCAUCUUAUAUCACUUCAGAUCAAGUGGUAAGUCUUACUGAUGUUGCUGCUUUUCUGCCUCGCAGGGAGUUCAAAGUCCAUGGUGGCCAAAUCUAUGAUAGGGGUUCUUAAAUUUUAUACAGUAACCUUUGCAAACAAAUAGAUGUAGGCCUACACGAGGGAUUUACUGAGUCUGAAAUUGUUAAGUCAGUACUAAAAAUAGUUAAACCAGGUAUCUUCAAAAAUUUUCUCAUGAGUAGAGAUAAUCUCACAUUAGAAGAACUCAAACGAUUUCUUAGGCUAAACAUUAGGGAAAAAAGCAGCACAGAACUGUUUCAGGAACUAAGCAAUACAAAGCAACAAGAUAGGGAAGCACCUGAAGAAUUUGUAUAUAGAAUAAUGGAUCUUCAAUAGUGUGUGCUGCUCGCAUCAGAGCAGCAUGGAGCUGAAUUCAGUUAUGACAAAAAAUUAGUGCAGGGCAUAUUUCUUUAUACCCUUUAUCAAAGGUUGAAUGAGAAAAAUAACAACAUCAGACAAGACCUAAAACCAAUUCUCACUGACCCGAAGGUGACUGAUUUUGUAAUAAUAGAGCAGAUAAUUAGAUCGACCAGGGAAGAAGCAGAAAGAAUAAAGCGACUCAACUCACUGAGUAAACAUAGGUCAGUCACUGUAAAUUCAGUAGAGGCAAAAGAGGAUUCACAGGCUAAUCAGACUAAAGUGAGUCAGGCAAAUGAUAGGAUGCAAGUGGACAGUGCAGCUGUUAAGCAGUUAACAGCUCAAGUGUCUGAACUAGCAAAGAAAUUUAAAAUCAUUGUGAGUCUUAACGAUAAUGAUAAUAUGACAACUAUCUAUGCACCUCAAGCUGAAAGUACAACUAUUGAGCAGCUAACAGCUCAAGUAUCUGUGCUAGAAAUUUUGAAAAGAUUGUGAAGCAAUUAAUAGCACGAGCGUCAGAACUAACAGAACAUUUUGGAAACACUGUGAAAUAUACUGAUACCAAUAGUUGGAGAGCCGUUCGUGCACUUCCACAUCUGGACUCUCAGGUAUCAAGUCUUAGUCCCAAACAAAGAUGCAGAUGAUGUGUCCAGCAGGGAAAAGAAUUGUGCCCCCACUGUUUCCACUGUGGUCAGAUAAGACACAGAACAGCUGGCUGUACCAAGAGGCGGGAAUCGGGAAACACAAGUAACAGGUCCUCUCAGACUGAGGAACCCACAACGCGACACAUCUGUCUAAGGACUGUCAAUGACUUACCUAUUGAAAGAAACACUAAAUUGAACACAGUGAAAAGGUAAAUGCAGAGACCAACAAGAAAAUAUAGUGAGACACCACACUCAGCGUCUGAUCACUUCCGAUAUGGCCUCCGCCGCUUGCCACACUUUACUGUACAUGUCAGAUCUGAGGUCACAGAACCUGAGUCACGCUCCUGGCUCAGAGCCAAGGCCCAAGAGUUCUACCCUGAACCAUGACAACCUGACAGAAAUCCUUCGCAAGGAACAUCAAGGGAACAAGGACUGGUAAUGGAGACCAGUGUUGCUAAACCCCAAGUGGGGAAUAUUGAUGAAGUAGUGGAACCCACAAAUGGUUAAGAAGACCUAGCAACAGAACACCAGAGUGACAGAGAAGGGGGCACUUUAAGAAGAUCAGCUCGCACUGUCAGACCCUGAGAAAUAUUCACAUACCACAGACUGGGGCAGCCAUCAUGCCAGCCUUGGAAUCCUAGUGUCUAUGCAGUUAUACAGAACCCUAUGUAUCCGUUACCAAGCCACACAAUAGGGUAUCCAGCAUACCCAGGAUUUGAAUAUUCCCUAAGACCACUGGUUGAAACACAAUAGACACUGAAUCAAAGGCCGAGCCGUUAAAGCAAGAUGUCAGGAGAGGUUAUUGUUGGUGGUUAUCUAAAGUAUAUAAAUAUUUACCUGCCUGGCUAAACAGUCAGACUGCUUUGAUUAAGUAUCUCAUCCACACACAAUGUGGUGAUAACAGAACUGUCUGCUUGCUUUGAAAAUUAACGAGAUCUGGGGAAAUUGGUUUCUAAUCAAGUACUUUUUGGUAGCUGGCCACAGUACCAUUGUUGAGCCAAUGUAAAUGUGCUUACACUAUUUGUUAUGCAGAGGAAAUUGGCUUGCACCAUUGUUUCACUGAUUGCCAUGUUGAUCUAUGCAGAAACUGAAGCAUUUAUAUAUUUCUGGUAAAAGGAGAAUACAUCAGAACAGAGAAGAAUGGUUUGAGACACGGGACUGUUGCCUGUUUCUUUUAUGCUUUUGACCAUAUCGCCGUGGCCACACACUGUAGCAACAGUGAAUCGUACCUGGCCCAGGUUCCCCUAUGCCUGAGGCUGGUAACAGUGACAGUUGAGAUAACAGAAGGAAUGAAAAAAGUAGGCUGGUGGGAGAAAAAUGCACUAUCUCACCAUCACAGUUAAUAUGCAGCCUGAUCUCCACCUGUCUCAGUGUCUUAAAUAUUCUAAGGGAAAGAUAAUUUCUUAAUUAAUUUUGACAUGCUGCAAUUAAUUUUGCAGCUGAAAAAUAAUUAUGCUUGUGAUAUUAACUCUAUAACUAAUUCUUUGUUUAAGCAAGUCAUCUUUUUGUGUCUGUUUGAAUAAUAUGUUUCUGUUUAAACAGUGAUUACGCAUCAUGAUUUUAGAAAACUGAGAACGUUAUUUUCAAAGACAAUUGGAAUUUAAACAUUUUGAGUGCUUUAAAAAUAUACAUUUAAAUCUGUAAAAAAGUAUAAGAUCUAUUCCUGAUGCAUUCUACACUGUACAAAGAAUUAAUAACCAAAUGCAGUGCCCAGCACAAAACUGUCAUUUUAUGAAUCAGAGUCUUGCAUCAUUAUGGUUUUAUCAAUAUUUGGCAGAUGUUAAAGCUGAAACUUCAAUUGCAUUUUUCCUUUUUUCUGUCUGUAAUUUUUAAGACAUAAGUUGUCACACUCCCUGAAUCAGUAUGUGUAUAUAUUAAGUUUUCAUAUGAUCUUAAAUCAUAAAUACAAACACAAUGUUUAAUUUCAAGAACAAUAUUUUAAAUGUAAUGACUUUUAAAACAAAGUUUAUGGUUUACAGUCCUACUUGCUUAAAUACUUCAAGAAUUAUUUGAUAUUUAUUAUUUUUAUGUAUUAUUUUUAUUUCUUUUUACUUUUGGCUUGUUUUACCAUUUUUCUUGUGUCUCUUUUCAUGUGCCCAUUGUGCACAUCAUUUAAGGCAUUCUUUAUGUGCUUUGUAUUUGUUGUGGCAUUUUAUAUAAUGUAUUCUUUAAAGCUUGUGACAUUUCUGUUUG
Polypterus senegalus (gray bichir) is the source of this 6923-nucleotide messenger RNA. RefSeq names its product pleckstrin homology domain-containing family A member 4 (gene plekha4). Bases 277 to 2949 code for a protein of 890 amino acids. The record is from RefSeq and is a predicted model, not a curated record. The transcript has 22 exons. NCBI's taxonomy places the organism in Eukaryota, Metazoa, Chordata, Cladistia, Polypteriformes, Polypteridae.